This is a messenger RNA of Rhodamnia argentea, 1869 nucleotides long. Its product is annotated as TMV resistance protein N-like. Lineage: Eukaryota; Viridiplantae; Streptophyta; Magnoliopsida; Myrtales; Myrtaceae. The record is from RefSeq and is a predicted model, not a curated record. The transcript has 4 exons. The coding region runs from base 1 to 1869 and encodes 622 amino acids. Gene Ontology annotation, biological process: defense response; signal transduction. Gene Ontology annotation, molecular function: ADP binding; ATP hydrolysis activity.
AUGGCUUCUUCAUCGAAAUCCAUAGGGACUUAUGACGUCUUCUUGAGUUUCAGAGGGGAGGUGCGUAACAAUUUCGUCAGCCAUCUUUACAGAGUGUUAGUCCAGAACGGAAUACACACUUUCCGAGAAAGUGAGGAGUUGAGAAAGGGAGAUAAUAUAUCAAUGCUUAUGGAGGCCAUCGAAGAAUCGUGCAUUGCAAUCAUCGUUUUCUCUAAAGAUUACGCUUCCUCAUGGUGGUGCUUGCAAGAGUUGGCCAAGAUUAUGGAGUGCAAGGAGCAAAAGGGCCUCACCGUUCUUCCAGUGUUUUAUAAAGUAGACCCAAACGAAGUUAGAAAGGGAAGAACGAGUUAUGCAGAAGGCCUGGCCAAGCUUUCUAAGCACGAAAAAAAUUUGAAGGAAAUGGAGAGAUGGAAGGAAGCUCUUCUCAAUGCCGGCAGCUUGUCCGGGUGGACUUUGAAUGAUGGAGAUGAUGAGUCAAAGCUUAUACAAAAAAUUGUGAAGGACAUCUCAACUCGCCUAUGCCAAACACCUUUAGAUGUUGCUGAGCAUCCGGUUGGGAUAGAGUCCCGAGUGGUUAAGCUGAAAUCAAUGUUAAACCUUACGUCUAAAUGUGAUGUUCUCAUGGUGGGAUUAUGGGGACAAGGAGGCAUAGGAAAGACAACAUUAGCAAAAGCCCUUUACAAUGCUACAUUUAGACAAUUUGAAGGUUCGAGUUUUCUAGCAGAUGUUCGAAAAAAUUCAAAAGGUACUAGGGUAUUAGCUGCUUUACAAGAAAUAUUACUAAAUGAUAUAUUAUUACCGGAAGAAAGAUUAGAAGUGCCCACCGUCGAUGGAGGUAUUAAUCAAAUACAACAUAGACUACGUCGAAAAAGAGUUCUUGUCAUCCUUGAUGAUGUGGACCACUUGAACCAGUUACGUGCUUUAGCAGGAAAAGCCAAUUGGUUUGGUGCUGGGAGUAGGAUCCUUGUUACGACAAGAGAUAGCCAUUUGUUGACUCCUAGGAUAGAUGAAGAUCAUGUGUAUGAAGUUGAAACACUGGAUAACAGUGAUGCUCAUGAGCUGCUUAGUAAGCAUGCUUUUCCUCUGCAUCACAAUUUAAAAAUCAGGGCAGAUCUAGUGGAUGGUGUUCCGGAUCAUGCUAAAGGCCUUCCUUUAGCACUUGAGGUGCUGGGUUCCUUCUUAUGUAAUAGAAGACAAGAUGAAUGGGAGAGUGUGCUAGGCAGCCUUUCUAGAAUUCCUAAGAAAGACAUCAAUGACGUUCUCAAAAUAAGUUAUGAUGGUCUAGAAGCAAAUGAGAAAGAGAUUUUUCUCCACAUUGCUUGCUUCUUUAAGGGGUGGGAAUUUUGUCACGUUAAGAAAGUUCUCGAGGGGUGCGAUCUUACUGCAGUGAUUGGAUUACAAAUUCUCAUUGAGAGGUCCUCGAUAAAAACCGAAUCCAAGUCCGGAAAGAUACAAAUGCAUGACUUGAUUCAAUUGAUGGGAAAGGAUAUCGUGAACCAAGAAUGCGAUGAUCCCUGGAGACGCAGCAGACUAUGGCUGUAUGAGGAUGUUCUUGAUGUUCUGUCACGCGACAUGGGAGAUUGUGAUGUAAAAGCCAUAGCGUUGGAGCCACCUAUGCCAUUAAAGAUUUCUAUCGGUCGUGAUGCUUUUACAAAACUGAGAAGGUUGAGAUUGCUCAUUUUGCGGAAUGUUUCUUUCCAAGGUCCUGUGUGUCUUUCAAAUUCGCUAAGAUGGUUUGAAUGGCCCGGUGCUCCCGGGAUUCCAGAAUUUUCCUCUGGUCCAAAUAAAUUACUGGGACUUGACAUGCGCGGAGGCACUAUGACAGUAAUGCCAAAACCAUUGGAGCAAAAUUGGCAUUUGCAAAAUUAA